AUGGGAGACAAAGUUAUACUGACUGAAGUUUUGGAAGCUUCAAAUCUCACCGAAACAUAUGCUGAUCUCACUGCAAAAUCCCUAAUAAAAGAGUGAGUCGAAAACUUGUUGAUGAAAAUAAAUUGAUAACUAGAAAAGGAUUACUGUAUGCUGGUGGUACCCUGGGAAUUUAUACCCUUUUAUUGUAAAUAAAAAAUAAAAAUCAUGUGGUUACAGUAGUACCACAAAGAUUACUGUACUGUAGCCUAUCUGAGAAAAUCUAAUUUUCAGAAUCAGACAUGUUGGUGAUGAUUUCGUAGUUCGAUAUUCGAACCUAGAUGAUCGUGCCGAACUUGGAGAACCGUCUGAUCAAACAACAUCUGAACAAGACGAAAAAACAUUUACAGUUGAUGAAGCUGUGGAAGCAUUAGGUUUUGGAAGAUUUCAAUUGAAACUUUCGAUUUUGACAGGAAUGGCCUGGGUGAAUAUUUAGAGCUUCAUUUGAAGGGGCUGGAUUUUUUGUGUACCUUUUUGAGAAUCUGGCCCCAGAUCUUUUUCUUAUCUCUUCAAAACCAAAAUAACAAAUUUUUUUGAAGAUGGCUGAUGCGAUGGAAAUGAUGUUACUCUCGUUGAUUUCUCCAGCUCUAGCUUGUGAAUGGGGAAUUUCUUCAGUUCAACAAGCAUUAGUUACAACUUGUGUGUUCAGUGGAAUGAUGUUAUCAAGCACAUUUUGGGGUAAAUUUUGUGAUCGAAUCGGAAGGCGAAAAGGUCUAACAUUCUCCACAUCAAUCGCUUGUAUCAUGGGAAUAUUUGCCUCGUUUUCUCCACAUUUUUAUGUACUUUUAUUAUUCCGUGGGUUGACUGGUUUUGGUAUCGGAGGGGUUCCUCAAAGGUACGUUUUAUUUUUUUUGUAGAGAUAUUUGUAUUCAUAUUUUUUUGUUCCAGUGUAACUUUAUAUGCCGAGUUCCUUCCAACUGCACAACGCGCCAAAUGUGUCGUCUUAAUUGAAUCAUUUUGGGCAAUUGGUGCUGUUUUCGAAGCACUUCUCGCUUAUUUUGUAAUGAAUACUUGGGGAUGGAGAGCUCUUAUGUUAUGCUCGUCUCUUCCGUUGGGAUUUUUUGCGAUCGCUUCAUUUGUGAGUUAAAGAUUCUGGAGAUGAUAGAGGGAAGAGGGGAAAAACAGAAAAAUUCUGAAAAUUGUUUUUUUCGUUCAAAUUUUUAUGAUUUUCAGUAUAGGCCCUUCGAAAUUAUUAGAGCCGUGGAAGAGAAAACCAAAUUACAGUAGACUUUGUCGGCUCCUCUGAUCUUUUGUAUUGAAAGAGAAAAUGUUUGGUUUUCUAGGUCAUAUAGGUUCACUUCCAAGAAUCAAAACAUUUUGAAAAUUAUUCACUUCGCUACGCUCCAUUUUUGAGUCGAAAUUAAGAAUUCAAGAAAAAAUUCCAAAAAUUCUGAAAAUGGAAUUCAAAUUUUGAACGAUACUGUUUUCAAAAAUUAUUAGAUCCGCGGAAGAAAAAAAACAGAAUAGAGUAGGCUUUGUCUCUGGUAUUGAAGGAGAAAAUAUUUGGUCCAAAGAUCAAAAAUUUCGGGCUGACAAUAGCUAAUUUUGAAAUUUAAAUUUGGUUCAGCUCAUUUGUAAGUCAAAAUUUAAAAUGCAUGAAAAUAUUCUGAAAAUGAAAAUGGAAUUCAAAUUUCAUUUUUUCCAAAAAAAAAAUUUAUUUCUAAAAAAUCCACUCGAGUCUUUCAAAAUUCAAAACCUCCCAUUUCCAGUGGCUCCCCGAAUCGGCUCGAUUUGAUAUGGCAUCUGGAAACACCGAAAAAGCCAUGGAGACACUACAAGAAGCUGCGCGAAUGAAUCGAGUACAAUUACCAGCUGGGAAAUUAAUAGCAUCAAAUUCGAAUAAAAGUGGAGCAGAAACUCGGGGAGAUAUUGUCAAUCUUUUAUCACCAGAUCUUCGAAAAACAACAAUACUUUUAUGGAUUAUUUGGUAACAUUUUUCUACUAUUAACAAGAACUACAUUGAAUUUUUCUAGGUCAAUCACGGCAUUUUCAUACUAUGGAAUGGUUCUGUUUACAACAGUUCUCUUCCAAUCCCACGAUGAAUGUCACGGUGGUUUAUUCUCAAAUGGCACACAACUUGAAACAUGUCAACCAUUAACACGUUCUGAUUAUUUUGAUCUACUUUCGACUACUUUGGCAGAGUUUCCUGGAUUAAUUAUAACUGUUUUGAUAAUUGAAUGGUUGGGAAGGAAAAAGACGAUGGCUUUGGAAUAUGCGAUAUUUGCGAUUUUCACUUUUAUGUUGUAUUUUUGUUUGGAUAGGUGAGGAGGAAAAAAUAAUUUGAAAAAAUUUAUUUUUUUGGGGAGAGUUCUUUCCAAUUUCCAAGAUUCUUUCCAAAAAUUUAAAAAUUUUAGAAAUUCUUUUCGAAACUCUGAGUUCAGAAUCACUUUAACAUUGUAUCUCUUCCGGACAUGAAUUCUGUGGAAAACCUUCUAGAACUAGGUUUCUCACAAGAAAUAAUUCAAAAAACUUCCAGAAAAAUUGAAGGCUGAAAAGUCUAUUUUUUGAAUUUUAGCUUUUAAAAAAUUUUAUGAUUAUCAAAUUUUUGAUUUUUUGACCCGAAUAUUAUGAAAUCUAUAUCUCUCUCAAUUUUCUAAAAAAAAGUUUCCAUUUCCAGAUUCACAGUAACCCUAUUAAUAUUUGUUGCCCGCGCAUUUAUUUCUGGAGCAUUCCAAUGUGCCUACGUCUAUACACCUGAAGUCUAUCCAACAACUCUUCGAGCCGUCGGACUUGGAACAUGUUCAGCGAUGGCAAGAAUUGGUGCAAUAAUCACACCCUUCAUUGCUCAGGUUUGCUCAUAUUUCAUCGGCUAUUUUGUUGUUCAAAUUCCAUCCUUUUUCUAGGUUGCAUCCGAGCGGUCUUUAUCGCUUCCAAUUGGAAUUUAUGGUGUAAUGGCUGUAUUCGGCUUGAUUGCUUCGUUGAGUUUGCCAAUUGAAACGAAAGGACGACAAAUGAUGGUAAUUUUCAGAUACACAAACAUUUUUUUACGAGCCCUCCUCCUAGUCUAAUUGAACUUAUUGGAUCCAUCGUUUUCUUGUUCUUCUCGAAUAAUUUUUGGUUUUUUUUCCAGGAUUCUCACUAG
Molecule: messenger RNA, 3118 nt
Organism: Caenorhabditis angaria
Lineage: Eukaryota; Metazoa; Nematoda; Chromadorea; Rhabditida; Rhabditidae
Source: the annotation of a GenBank genome assembly